AUUGACGAGCGGUGCGACUCCACAAGAGGUGAAAACAUGUGACCUGUUAUGAGCGUCUUAAACCCGUCUGAUCGGGACUCAUGAUCAAUGUUCUCCUCAGGUUUGGUUCCCUGUAGGUUUAACUAUGAGAGUCGUGUCUCUCGGAGUGUUGGCUCUGACAGCUGCGUGGUGUCCUUCUGUCUACACGCUUUAAACAGAUAGAGCAGGUUUACUGUCGAGGUUAAUGUGGCUCAUAAAGAGGCGGAUGAUUUCUUUUCAUUACUACACAUUCUGCCAAAUCCCCUCUGCAGGUUUGAAAGAUUUACAGAUUUUAUAGUUUCCUCACAGAUUCACCGAGUGCCUUGUUUUUAACUGGCAGGUCCAAGCUGACCCAGAUCGUGGUGGACGUGUCCGCCGGCCCCUUCAAGGACCGGACGGUGAUGUUCCUGGGCUCGGACGAAGGCCGGGUCCUGAAGGUUUUGGCCACCACGCAUCCCAACGACAGCUUCGGAUCCAAACUGCUGGAGGACAUCGACGUCUACAACCCGUCCAAGUGUAACGUUCAGGGUCAGGAGGACAGGAGGGUCCUGGGUUUGGAGCUGGAUAAGGACUAUCACGCCUUGUUCGUGGCCUUCACCAGCUGCGUCAUCAGGGUGCCGCUGAGCCGCUGCACGCGACACGGAGCCUGUAGAAGGUAAGAAACCACAUCCUCCUCCUCCUGGUUCUCCUCUUCAAUCACUUAAACUCUCUGUUGAUCAGAAGAACAGCUGGAGUUUUCUGAAAUGUAGCGGACCAGAAUUCAGCAGAAAGACUUCCUGAUUCCUGAAAACAUACAAAAAAAAGAAGAAAAAAAUUCCAAAUGGUUAUGAUCACUGUCACGACCUGGCUCUGACCGCCAUGACCUAUUCAGGGAGACGCAGACAGGUUACCAAAAGAAAAGAGUUUUAUUCGACAUAACAAGUCGUCCAAUGACAAAUGGUGUUUGGGACGAGCCGUCCUCGCUCCUCCACGGGGUGAUAGGAGAGCCCCCUGUUGCAAGGAAGGCGGGGCUUUAUCCUGGAGCACUGGCCCAGGUGUCUCCAGUUUGCAAUCCUGUCAUUAAAGGGACACACACACACAACCAGGAACGUGGUAGGGAACCGUCACAAUCACGAAUAAACGAAGCUUGAUUUAGCAACAUAAUC
Anarrhichthys ocellatus (wolf-eel) is the source of this 1163-nucleotide messenger RNA. RefSeq names its product semaphorin-6D-like. The transcript has 2 exons. Lineage: Eukaryota; Metazoa; Chordata; Actinopteri; Perciformes; Anarhichadidae. Gene Ontology annotation, cellular component: plasma membrane. Bases 420 to 677 code for a protein of 85 amino acids. Gene Ontology annotation, molecular function: semaphorin receptor binding; chemorepellent activity. The record is from RefSeq and is a predicted model, not a curated record. Gene Ontology annotation, biological process: neural crest cell migration; axon guidance; semaphorin-plexin signaling pathway.